Pocillopora meandrina is the source of this 5788-nucleotide messenger RNA. The record is from the annotation of a GenBank genome assembly. Lineage: Eukaryota; Metazoa; Cnidaria; Anthozoa; Scleractinia; Pocilloporidae.
CUCGCAAUCGUGAUCGACUAUCAAUUGUUCGCCGAAUCGACGUUGAUUUAAUUUGUAGUGGAGUUUCGACUUGAUAUGUACAUUUCUUUGAGAAUAAUUCUUCUAUACUUCUUCUUUUCAUCGGGCUCAAUACUAAAAUCCAAAGGUAUGUUACUAGAGCACUUAUUUUAUAAAACCCCAGAAUCUACUCACCGACCGGCAGAUGUGUGAGUCACUUGUAACUAUGGCGGCGGAUAAACUAUUUCGCAGCCGGAGAAAUCGCAAUAAGGACAUGUUUGUCUGCUGAUGUGGAAUCUUUCUCGCUUUCGGAAUGAAUUGAAAUUUAAAACUCGUUACUUUUGAUCCGCAGGUGAUUUUGUAUAAUUCGGGAAUCUCAGUUAGAUUUCCAUUUCCAUAGUCUUACGUAGUGUUAGUGAAUGCGGUGCGCGCGAUAAAGAACUCACUUGUGGAACUUACAUUUCAUCAUGAUUAGCUAUUAAAAAAAAAACUCUCUCGCUCCGUGAAAUAUAUAGCAUUCUUUGGCGUUAUUAACAGGUACUACUGUAACAAAUAUUUGAGCUGGUGAUCGGAGUUGACCAAAGAAAGCCGCUUUAAUAUUAUGCGAGUCUUUGGAUGUAAAUAAUUCAGAGCAACAAGUUCUUUGGUGGCCUUUUCGAUACUUCUGUCGGUGCAGAAGGAAUUGUCGUGUAUUCAUCACUUAGGCCCAGUUCAGACGCCGUACUUCAGCCGAGCCGAAUCAAAUUCCACGAAUUAAGUUCAUGUGAAGAACGGCGUCUGAAUCAAUUCGGAACGACUGAUUUAAUUUAGAUCGGCUCAGUCAAUUAAUCCUGCCUGGCUGAGCUGGGAAGAACGGCUGUAGGCCGGCUUUGAUUCAGACGCCGUACUUCAACUGAGCCCCACCAAAUCCAUAAAUUAUUUCAAUGACGAUUUACAUUCUUUAUCUUCUUGCUGUUUUCCAGCAUUUUGAGCAGAAAAAAGUCCCAUCCUUGCAGAUUGCUGCCGGAAUCCAUGGCGUACACAAUGUUUACAAUCGUAUGCUAAACCAGGGACCGAAUAUUAAUUUUCUUCGAUUAACUGAUUUCUGCCGUAUAAAGUUCGGCGUUUGAAUCAAUUUAGCCAGGAUUAACUAAUUUGGGUCGAACUAUCGUUGAAUUCGAUUCAGCGCGGCUGAAGUACAGCGUCUGAACCGGGCCUUAUCCAACCAAGCUUGGGUUAGCAUUGCACUCGCCAGUUUAAAUCUACUGUUAAACUCAUGUUUUGACACCUUAAACGUCUUAGAGUGCACUCCAUAGUAUCAAUUAAGUCACCAAAUAUGUAACAAGGUGCCUCAACAUCAAUACGUCAUACGGUACGUCGAUAAACUACUAUAAAGCAUUUGGGAAAUUUUAUUCACUUAUUCAAUGCGGCAUAUACCGAUGGUGAUUCAGUCAAGCAGAUCGCGAGGGUGCCCUGUGUGCAGUAAUUUUACGAAGCAUGCAUUAAAAAAAAUAAUAUUAACAAUUAUGAUAAUAAUGAUGGUAACAAAAAUUAUAGCGAAAACCAUCCUUGGAGACCCAAGGGCUGUGAGUCGUUUCAAGUCAGGGGCUCUUCCGCCCUAAUGACGACAAGCUAAAAUUCAUUCCAUAUUUAAAUCGAACGCUUCUAAUCGGUCAGCGCGUAAUUAUAUGCAAGUUUUUAAAAGGAAGCUCACCGAACACUCCUGAAAAUCGGAAAAAAGGGAGGUACUGAUAAUGAUAGUAAGAAUGAUAUAAACAGUUAUGAUAUUACAAUGAGAAUUUUAAAAAAAUUAUAUUACCCUUUAUUUGAUAGUUGCUGAGGUUACAGUAAAAAUACACGAGAGACGCUUGCUACCUUGCUCUGAGUCCAGUGAUCUAGAAAAUGUUGAGCAUAUCGGUUGGUUCCGCUGCUCCACGGCUGAUUGCGAACUAAACUGGAACAAGCUCCGGAUAGCGCAUGUUCAAAAUGUGGAAGAGACAAUUGCCGAUAACCCAAACUUUGACGUUUUCACCAACGGAACCUUACUUGUAAGGAAGGUACUACCAGUGGAUGAUGGGAAAAUGUUUAUUUGUAAAACCCAGAAGACCUUUGAAGGGACAGGAGGGUCCACCACGAUCCUCAAUAUAAAGAAAGGUGAUGUUUAUAUAGGUGUUAUAUAAUGAUGAUAAUGGUAAUGAUAACAAUAAUAAUAGAAGUAUUCAUGAUAAUAACAUUUGGAAUUUAGCACUGGACAAUCCACGUGGUGGCUUUUGUUGUCCACGGUUUACAGAAAGAAAGGACAUUUGGAACGUAAUUUUUCUGGGGGGUAAGGAUAAUUGGAGAACCCUCAGAUAAAAAUACGGAGCAAGGACGAGAAGCAACCGAAACCCACUCAUGACGUCAGGGGUCCAUUUAUUGAGGGUCCCGGUAGCUUGACUUGCCUGUAAAAUGUUCUGUUUAAAACAAGUUUACAAUAAGACUGUUAGCUAAAGAAACAAAUUGGACUGGUAAGUGUACCAGAACUUCCUUCUCUGUUCUUAAAAAUUUUUAUUUUAAAAUAUGGCUUUUGGCCCUUAAAGUUUCUGGGACUGAGAAACGGGCGCCACGUCGCCAUCCCCACUUCUUUUUAUAAAUUCCUUGUAGUAGUUAGAUAGUUUUGAUUUUUUUUUUUAGAACCCCCAAAAUUAAUACCAGAGAGUCCUCUGGAGGUUCAUGUCAUUGAAGGAAUGGAUCUUCAUAUGGAUGCUGGAGUUCAGGGCUAUCCUUACCCCUGGGUAACUUGGAGCCAUAAUGACCUUCUCCUUCAGAAUACUUCGAAUGUCGAUUCACAAACAAGUCUUAAAAUUCGUAACGUCACUGUAUCUAAAGGUGGACUUUACACUUGUUACGCCAAGAAUUCAGUUGGACAUCAUAUCCUCACCUUUAAAGUUUAUGUUGAAGGUACUGAUUUUAUUUGUAUGUUGGACAGCUUCGUGAGAGUAGAUGUAACCUGUCAGGAGAGAGAAACGCAGUGAAAUUUUGCUCUUUGUAUUCUAUUAAUUUCAUUUAUUGUUCUUUGUGUUGUUUGUCACUUUUUUUGUUUGUUUGUUUUUUUUUUUUGUUUUUUUUGUUUUUGCUUGAUUCCUCUUAUUUCCUUCUGUUUUGUUUUGGUUUUUUUUUUUCGUCUAAACCUACUUCUAUUUUAGCAAGAACCUAUACACUUGCUCAGAUGCUUCCAAUUUGUUUCCCUCUCUAUCUAGGUCAGGCGGUGAGGACAACUACAGGAUUAGGUAGGUUCUUUCGCUCUUUAACCUUUUCAGAUGACCUUAAAAGGAUUGAACAAGGAUCCGAGAACUGCUAUGGCAUAUAAUACAAAUUUCUGACCUCUUUAAGAUAUGAACAGAUGGUAUAGUAUAGAAGUUAUUUACUUUGCCACACUGUUUCUAUCCUUAGAUAUCCAAACUCCAUCAUCCUCACCAACAUCGGGUGAGUACAAUGUGUUCUUUUACAAUUUUCUCAAGGUCAGUUUUGGAGCAAAUUUUAACUGAGCGUGUCCAAACAUAUGUAGGAUUGCAUUGAUUUUUAUCAAUUCUUUUUUUUUCGCAAUUAAGAAGUUAUUUACUUUACCACUCUGUCUCUAGCCUUAGAUAUCCAAACUCUGUCAUCUUCAACAACAUCAGGUAAGCACAAUGUGUUCUUUUUCAAUUUACUCAAUGUCAGUUUUGGAGCAAAUUUCAACUGUGUCCAAACUUAUAUAGGAUCCCAUUGAUUUUUAUCAAUCCUUUUUUUCACGACCAAAAUCUUUAUUACUGGUAUUUGUUUAUCAUCGAACUCAACUCUACUAUGUCUUAAAGAAUUUCACAUACAAUGAUUCCUUCCGCUUCUCCCCUCACUCCCCUCCACUCCAAUACGCCUCCUCAUCCAUAUCCCUGCUCACAUCCUCUCCCUCUCAUAGGAAAACAAAUUAUGGUCGAACCUGCGUUAAGCGGUUACCCACGCGGAAUGGCAGCAUGACCGCUUCACACAGGUUGACUGCUGUGUAGGUUCCACAGAAUAGGGGUAUUAAGAUAAACGAUUAAAAAAGAGCCAUUUUAUGCCACAACUGACCACUUUAUGUACAGACACUACCUCCUAAAUACAAUUGGAUUUAUUUGGGUGGUUCCGCUUUAAUUGACCGUUCAAUAAAGAUGGAAGACGGUACAAAAAGGCCGUUGGGACGCAGACUUUUUUUUGUCAUAUAAAAUAUAACUUACAAGAUUUUUUUUCGUGUAGAGCUCGCUUGGCCGCAGGAAGAGAAUCUCUUAAGACUUUGAGACCUAAUUAGGAGAAUGAAACCUAGCUUAAAGAGAAACUGAGACUGAAAAAUAUUUGACGUUAAGUAAAUGAAGAAACGAAGAAAUGCAAGGUUUAAAGUGACUAUGAAUGCUCGGACUUUAAUCCGUGAUGAGUUAUUAACUUAAUUCCAAUCAACUUAACUCCAAUCUAUGCUUUGAAUGAAAAUUUAAAGGGUUUCUUUCAUUUUUCUUUCAUUUUUUUUAUUUAUUUAUUCGUGUUUUUUUAGGGGGCUCGAGUUUCGCUGGAUGGAAAAUUGCUCUAACAGUGGUCGGUCUUCUGUUGUUUUUGAUGGGAACAAUAGGAAUCUUUUGCAUUCUCAAGAAAAAGAGGAUACCGGCAAAACUACAGUUAUGCAGGCUGUGCCGGAGACGCAGAUACAUAGUAUAACCGUAACGAACCGUUUUACUUCUAUUUUCCAACUUUUUCGGAAAAGUGUGACAUGCAUUUUUUUACCCGUCUAUAUUAAGUAAUCUGUUCAUUAGCUCUCGUCAAGAGAUUUUGAACUAUUUGUAUUCUCUGUCCUUGUCUUACAUUAUCCAUUUUCACUAAGGAAAAUACAAAUAAUGUGCGAAUUAGGUGUAAAUAUGAAUGGAUAAUUGGGCUUAGUGGACUGCAAUUUCUAUUGGUAAUUGAACUGAGUGGAGUGCAGUUUGGUCUGAAAUCAUCGGUGUGAUUUCAUAAACUCGCAGCGCGAGUUUGAUUGAAAUCACAAGAAUGAUUUCAUAUCAAAAUUACAAGACACGAAGUUUAAUUACCACUCUAUUACAUCCAUUUUGAAAUAGCAAAAUUCAGCGAGGCAAUACAAGGUAUUUUCAUUCUGUUCAAAUAUUUUAUUGAUCCAGUAUAUUGAGCCGGUUUAUAAAAAGUUGCAAAAGGUGUCAUUUUCUCGCGAUUUGAUUGAUUUUUUUGAACAGGCCUUGAAAUUUGAUUGAUCGUCAUGUUUUAGUAAAGCUGGGGAAAAAAUGCCAUUAAGAGCAUAAAAUGAUGUAAUUUGAUAAAAAAAAAUUACACUGGAAAGAGCCAAACAGAUUGCAAGGAUCACAAGUGAUUUGAAAAUGGAUGCAAUAAAGGCUGCAAUUGGGCGAGGAGUUUCAAAUUGGACAAGCGCAUAGCGCGAGGCUAAUUAGAAAUCACGAGCACGAUUAACCCUAAUUUGAGCGAGAAACAGAUGAAAUCGAACUGAUAGGACUUGAAAAAGCCAUAUUAGGGAGUGUUAGGAACCACUAAGAGAACAUCAGUUUAUAAUCUCUUGGAACACAUCAAAUUCGAGCAUAUUAAUGUUGCUGCCAUGCGAUGUAAGGAACACAGAGUCUCUGGGGGUAUUUAAACGUAAGAUCAAUGACAUUCUUUAAGUCUAACGCACGGCACUCACGGAAAACAGCUUUUAGUGUUAUAUUAUAUAGUUUGAAUUUUAAAUAUUCUAGCGUAUGUCAUAUGUAUUUUUUAGGCCGUGAAUUGACCGUGUUUAAAUAAAAAUAAAAUGAAAUAAAAUGAAAUG